AUAAGAUCCGAGUAAUCGCCUGGCUGUGACAAAAUUUUAUUAAAAUAAUUCACAUAGAAGGAAAAAACUAACACUCUCUCGGCUGGUUAACACAAAGAUGUUAAAUUUGGUAGUGGCCUAUUAUUAACAGAAAAACUCACUUUAAAAUCUAUAAGUACUUAGAGCGCCGAAUAAAUACUUUAGUUGCCAAUGUCUUUUGUAGCCAUCGAACGCCUGCUUUGUGGAUGCCCGCGAUUUGGCCGCAAUUUCAUCAAUACGUCGCGGGCGCUGACCUCUGACUUGUGGCGCACGAUGGUCGAGGAGUGUGAUGGCACGGCAGAAAGUGGCGUAAAAUCCAGGACGGAGAUGAAGGGCAGUUACUGCUUCGCAUUUUUUCCGCAGCGCUGCAACGCUUCCUUGGUAUACGUUGCGCGCCGACGCUUCUCGACAUAUGAAAAGAGGUCUACGCAAAUUCUAUCUAAACUGUUUCCCCAAACCUCUACGGAGCACAACGACGAGAAGAGUCAUGAGCGGCGCCAACGAGAGGAAGAGGAGGAGAUGAGGGAAAUGGAGAGGGCUUUGAAGCGGAUGAAACUCGGCUUUGGCCUCGUUGGUAUAGGAGGUAUAUUGGUCUCGUUUUGGGCCAUUUAUUACUUCGGAAGGCCAUCGCUAGACGACCAGGGAAAAGAAGUUAUAGACGAGUUUAGUGAGUUGCCCCUAACGCAGCAGUACACGGCUCGUACAUGGAAGUCGGUGAACCACUUUCAACGAUUCAUUCAAGAGCCAUCGAGUCAGAAGCUUCUUCCCGAUCCUCUUCAGGCUCCAUAUGUGCAGCCAGCUUAUACAUUGGUACUUGAGAUUAAGGAUGUGUUGAUACAUCCUGACUGGACUUAUGAAACAGGCUGGCGCUUUAAGAAGCGACCCGGCGUUGACUUAUUUUUAAAGGAAUGCGCUAAGUAUUUUGAAAUCGUUGUUUACACGGCUGAGCAAGGGAUUACGGUCUUUCCGCUGCUCGACGUCCUUGACCCAAACGGCUUUAUCAUGUAUCGUCUGGUUCGCGACUCAACACACUUUGUUGGGGGGCAUCACGUGAAAAAUUUAGACAACCUAAACCGAGACCUAAAGCGAGUAGUGGUCGUGGACUGGGAUAAAAACUCCACCAAAUUUCACCCUUCAAAUUGUUUCUCGAUCCCAAGGUGGAAUGGGAAUGAUAAUGACACUACCCUUUACGACCUUGCAUCGUUCCUUAGUGUUCUGGGUACUAGUGAGGUAGAAGAUGUUAGAGAAGUGCUGCAGUACUAUAAUCAGUUUACCGACUCCCUAUCUCAGUUCCGAGAAAAUCAGAGAAAGCUCAGUGAACAAAUGCAAGCUGAGACGCUGGAAAGGCAUAGCAAGCCGGUUGUUAAGAAUUGGACCCGUGGUUUCAUAAAGCAUUAAUAUGAUUAUAGAUUAAUGAGUCUUUUGAAUUUUUGUAUUUCGCAAGAAUAAUUCCAAAAAACCUUUUAAAAACUGUUAAAAGAAGGUGAAGUAAAUCUUAUUCGAAACUUAA
Molecule: messenger RNA, 1528 nt
Organism: Drosophila biarmipes
Lineage: Eukaryota; Metazoa; Arthropoda; Insecta; Diptera; Drosophilidae
Gene: ttm2
Product: mitochondrial import inner membrane translocase subunit TIM50-B
Exons: 1
Coding region: 190-1416 (408 amino acids)
Molecular function (GO): phosphoprotein phosphatase activity
Source: RefSeq, a predicted model, not a curated record